CAUACCUACGGCACAGCCCGGCGAAUCCCCGGCGGCAUUCCCUCUCUCCCCUCGUGUCUCCCAUUCGACAUUUUCCGACGAGUCGCGAUACCAUAGCCGUGUGCCGCGUAUAUCCUCCUCUACAUAGCUGCACUCCUGGCCAGAGACAGCGUCAGACCAGCUUCAUCCCCCGAAAACCAAGCUCGCAGGCUUGCACGUCGCAGCCAUGAGCCUACGCCUACCGGCCCGGCAGGUCGUCCAGACCGCCCGGGCCGCCACGGGCAAAUCACCGUCGUCGGCGGCGCUCCGCCUGCUGCCGCGCACGCAGCGCCGCAGCGCGUGGUUCUGGGGCAACAAGGCGGGCAAGAAGAAGGACUCGUCGCCGGCGUCGCAGCAGUCGGAGCUGUCGAAGGAGCUCUCGCGGCGCGAGCGCGAGCAGUUGGUGGCGGCCCGCAACAUGGACCGCACGGGCGGCGCGUCCAUCUUCGACGAGGAGAUCAAGGAGUCGGAGCGCAAGCUCGAGGCGGAGGGCGACGUGGGCGGGCCGCCGCCGCCGGGCGGUGAGGGGCAGGGGCAGCAGCGCCCGCCGCCGUCCAUCACCGCCGGCACCCAGAUCAAGGAGCACAUGGAGAUGGCGCUGGACCCGGACCCGCGGUGGCGCGUGCGCUACACGAAGCGCAAGGUGAUGCAGAUGAUGCGCGGCGGCGACCGCAUCACGCGCGAGCAGCGCAUCCGCAUGACGGAGAAGGAGCACCGCAGCAAGAGCACGCUGAUCGGCACCAGCCCCAAGAAGCUCGUGAUGCUGGCGCGCCAGAUCGCCGGCAAGACGCUCGACGACGCCAUCACGCAGAUGCGCUUCAGCAAGAAGCGCCCCGCCCGCGACGUGCGCUGGCAGCUGUCCGAGGCCCACGACCGCGCCGUCGCCGCGCACGGCAUGGGGCUCGGCGCCGGCGCCCUCCAGCUCGACCGCCCCCGCGAGAUCCAGACCAAGGACGGCCGCCGCAUCACCGUCACCGACCCGACCCGCCUCUACGUCGACCAGGCCUGGGUCAACAAGGGCCCCUGGCGCGGCGUGCGCAUGGUCUACCACGGCCGCGGCUACCGGUCCGCCCACCGCCGGCCCACGGCUAGCAUCUCGAUCGUCCUCAAGGAAGAGAAGACCCGGAUCCGGCAGCACGACGAGCGCGUCGCGAAGGAGGCCCGCAAGGCCCCCUGGACGCACCUCCCGAACCGCCCGGUCACGGCCCAGCGGCCAUACUACAGCUGGUAGCGCACGAGGGGGGGCGGCACGGGAUGAGGCCGGAGGAGAGAGAGAUAGAGAAAAGGAAGAAGAAAAAAAAGGGGGAAGGCGAGAAAGGAUGCGAUGCGCAGCACAUCCGUAGACAGGGCGCGCCGCGACCCAACCUCGCCCGGCUGGCCCUCUCGGGGCGGAAGCGAACUGGGCCGGCGCGGCGGAGGAGGAGAGCGUAUCCGCGUAUACGCGCGCGCCGCUCGGUAGCAUUGUACCAUAUAUCCAUACAUGCAUGCACACAUAACACACCCUCAAGCACAAUGCGAGAGGCGGGGAGAGAGAGAGGCAUUGCACUCGAGGAAUCAAUUCAAACUCGCUCCGGCCCGUGUGAAUCCCGCAUUGGGCGCGAAACACUGCCUAUCCUCUGCUUAGACCUCGACUUGGUGCUCCUCCCCUUCUUUUUUCUUACUCUUCAUAUCUAGGUACUUAGUUCCCUCCCUCCCUCAACCUCGACGGCGGCACUUGGCUCCGAAAUGC
This is a messenger RNA of Durotheca rogersii, 1747 nucleotides long. RefSeq names its product ribosomal protein L22. Gene Ontology annotation, cellular component: ribosome; mitochondrial large ribosomal subunit. Bases 206 to 1249 code for a protein of 347 amino acids. The transcript has 4 exons. Gene Ontology annotation, molecular function: structural constituent of ribosome. NCBI's taxonomy places the organism in Eukaryota, Fungi, Ascomycota, Sordariomycetes, Xylariales, Xylariaceae. Gene Ontology annotation, biological process: translation; ribosome assembly. The record is from RefSeq and is a predicted model, not a curated record.